CUAUCAUAGAGAGAGACGGCGUGUUGUGCUGCUUUGGUGGAUUGAGCUGCAGAGCGGCUUGAGGAGACGCUGAGCUGAUCAGCGUUGGUUAAUUUGUCCCUCUCUUUGAACAGUUACGGCCUGAUUAUAGAACCGAUCCUGGUGGGGUACGAAGAAUCUUUACCAAUCAAACCGGAAAAGGAGGUUUUCACUUCCUGUGCUUUGCUUUAAUAGCUGAAAACACUCUGCUGAAAAAGCUGCUUGUCUGCACCCUGGAUAGAGAAGCUCUGUACAGGCCUGGUUCGUCAUGGCCUGCGAAGACCUCUGUCCUCUCCCGGUGACAUUUGCAAGACAGAAUUCCAGCACAGCAGUUUCCCUGGACUUCGUGCCCAAACAGGGGUACUUAUUUGUUGAGCAAUUACAAGACCGCUACAAGUGCGCCAGUUGCCACCUGGUUCUUCACAACCCUCACCAGACAGGAUGCGGUCACAGGUUUUGUGAGAAAUGCAUCUCCAACUUAAUAGACCUCAGCGAAACACCACAAUGUCCAAUAGAUAUGGAAACUAUAAAACCACAUGAGAUAUUCAAGGACAACUGCUGUAAGAGAGAAGUCCUCAAUCUGUUAGUUUACUGCAAAAACUCUCCUGGUUGUGAUGUAAAAGUCAUGUUAGGACGAUAUCAGGAGCACCUGGUGCAAUGUCUGUAUGAAACGACCCAGUGUAGCAAUGAGGGAUGUCACGACAAAAUGCUCCGGAAAGAGUUGAAAGGCCACCUGGAAUCAGAGUGUAAAUUAAGGCCAGAAGCAUGCAUAUACUGCAAGCAAAUCAUGGCUUCCAUCAACCUGACGAUUCACGUAGGCCUGUAUUGUCCAUUGUAUCCAGUCUCCUGCCCAAAUGCCUGCCCUGUCACAUGUCCAAGGGCUGAGCUGGAUAAGCACUUGUAUGUGUGCCCCGAGGCUGAGUUACAGUGUCCUUUCACUAACUAUGGAUGCAAUGUGAAGGUAAAAAGAGGCAAUAUGAAAGAACACGAAGAUACAUUUCUGAGGGAUCAUAUGCUCCAUGUUUUGAACAGGAAUAUGAAGCUAGAAGAACAGGUGCUGGAUUUACAGCAGAACCUGAAACUGAAGGAGCACCAGAUCCAAAAGCUAUCAGACACUGUUAAAUGGUGUGAGAAUGAAUGCAACCAAUUUGGACAAUUUACUGGUAGCAAUGGGAAUCCUCUCUCAAGCACUAUGACUCUUGCCAGUUAUAUUGAUAAAUCUGUGUGGCUGGAAGAACAAGUUCUACAGCUAGUAAGCAAAGAACACAGUCGCUUUGACCUGAGGCCAAUAUUAGACACUCUGGAGACUACCAAGGAGAGGAUAAGCACCAUGGAGACCUACAAGGAUCAUAUUGAUAACCUGGACUGUGAAUUCAAAAAGCACGACAUGUUGCUGAGUAGUCACAAGAUGCAAAUGACUAGCAACGAGGAGCGGUUUAGGCUCUUGGAAGGUACAAGUUACAAUGGCAAACUAAUAUGGAAAAUCGCUGACUAUGAGAGGAAGAAAAGAGAAGCAAUAGAAGGGCGCACUUUAUCCAUAUUCAGCCAGCACUUCUACACCAGCUGGUGCGGUUACCGCCUCUGUGCUCGAGCCUACCUAAAUGGAGACGGCUCAGGAAAAGGUUCCUUUCUAUCGUUAUAUUUUGUGGUAAUGAAAGGAGAGUUUGAUUCCAUCUUACCCUGGCCUUUCAAGCAGAAGGUGACGCUGAUGUUAUUGGACCAAAGUAGGAAGAAGAAUCACAUCACUGACAUUUUUAGAGCUGAUCCCAACAGCAGUAGCUUUAAGAGACCCGACAGUGAGAUGAACAUUGCCUCGGGCUGUCCUCGAUUUGCCUCACACGCACAACUGGAAAACCCAAAGAACGGCUGUUACAUUAAAGACGACACCUUGUUCAUCAAAGUCGUUGUAGAUUUAACAGACCUGGAGGAGGUAUAAAAGAGAACCUAACCUAUAAAUUAUACUGUACCAUAUGAGAAGUCCAGAACUCUGCUAAUGGAAUAAUAUCAAUGUAUUUAACAGACCUGGAGGAGGUAUAAAAGAGAAACCUAACCCAUAAAUUAUACUGUACCAUAUGAGAAGUCCAGGACUCCGCUAAUGGAAUAAUGUCAAUGUAUUUAUUUAAAAUUUCUGUCAUUUAAAAAGUGUUAUUUAAAAUUGUCAUAUGCCAAUAUUAUACCUCAUUCUCUUUAA
Xenopus laevis (African clawed frog) is the source of this 2209-nucleotide messenger RNA. It is a transcript of the gene traf5.L, whose product is annotated as TNF receptor associated factor 5 L homeolog. The record is from RefSeq and is a predicted model, not a curated record. Gene Ontology annotation, biological process: positive regulation of canonical NF-kappaB signal transduction; signal transduction; cytokine-mediated signaling pathway. The transcript has 12 exons. Gene Ontology annotation, cellular component: cytoplasmic side of plasma membrane; cytosol. Lineage: Eukaryota; Metazoa; Chordata; Amphibia; Anura; Pipidae. Gene Ontology annotation, molecular function: zinc ion binding; ubiquitin protein ligase activity; thioesterase binding. The coding region runs from base 287 to 1954 and encodes 555 amino acids.